AUGGAGGAAGAAGUUAGGCCCUAUCCGCCAGCUAACAAGAAGAAUGCAGAUCAUCUCUGCGUCCUCGUUCAUGGGUUGCAUGGUAAUCCUUCCCAUUUUGACUAUAUCGCGGGUGCCUUGCGAGAAAAGCAUGUAGAUAAGCUCUACAUUCUGGCCGUGAAGCGUAACGCUGGGUCACUCACUUACGAUGGAAUUGAGCGUGGUGGAGAGCGUGUCGCCCACGAGGUCGAAGAGGCCCUUGAAAGUUUAGAAAGCCAAGGUUACGAUAUUCGGAAACUGAGCAUGGUGGGCUACUCCUUGGGUGGACUAAUCGCUCGGUAUGCGAUUGGGCUUCUAUAUUCGAAGGGCUAUUUUGAUAAACUGCAACCUAUUAAUUUUACAACUUUUGCAUCUCCACAUGUAGGUGUAAGAAGUCCAGCGAGGAAGAGCCACUUUUGGAAUGUCCUUGGUGCGAGAACAAUCUCGGCAUCUGGGCGUCAACUCUUCAUGAUCGAUUCAUUCCGAGACACAGGCAAGCCACUACUUAGCGUCAUGGCAACUCCAGGCAGUAUAUUUAUGUUGGGACUGGCAAAGUUUCGUCAUCGAAGCCUUUACGCAAAUAUCGUCAAUGAUAGGGCGACUGUUUUUUAUACGACGGCCAUAUCGAAAACUGAUCCCUUUAUUCAACUAGAUAAGUACGAUAUAAAUUAUGCGCUGGGUUACUCACCAGUUAUUGUGAACCCUGAUAAGUAUGUUACUCUAAAAGAGGAGGAGUCGGCGCCCUUCCGCACAUGGAUAUUUGAUCAGAGCAAGUCAUUUUUCGCUGACCUCCCACUCUACCUGUUUCUAUGUAUCUUCGUGCCGAUUGCAUCGCUUCUUUACCUCAUUAACGCUGGGAUCCAGACUCUUCGCAGUCAGAGGCGCAUUCGAAUCCAUGAAGAAGGCAAAGCUGGCGUGUUUUUUGGCUCAUACAAAGUCCCGUUGAUCGUGGAAGAAAUGCAGAAUGCUGUGGAAGAUAUGUAUGAGAUAGUAAAUGCCGCCCAAAAACCGGAAUACCUUCUUGGCGGCGAAGGUGGUGGCAUGGCUGAGGGUACAUCUUCCCCAGCUAAACAAACCCAAUCGUCAUUCAUACCGAUAAUAGAACAGUCACACAGCAGCAUUCCAUCGCAAAUGAUUCUGAACGAGGAAUGCAGCAGCCGUAUUGUUAAGCGAUCUACUUCAUUUCCAGUUUCUUCUGCUUCUUUUUGUUCUCCUCAUGCCGCAAACUCUUCAACUGAAACCCAAAGCGGCAUUCUCGAUUUCCGCACUUUGGCGCUAACACCUUUACAAUUCGAGAUAAUCGACAGCCUGAAUUCUAUUGGGUUCCGGAAAUACCCGGUGCAUAUCCACAAUGCUACUCAUAGCCACGCGGCUAUCAUCGUGAGGAUGCCGAAGAAGAACUUCGACGAAGGAAAGAUUGUGAUAAGUCACUGGCUGGAGAACGAGUUUUGCGCUUGA
Molecule: messenger RNA, 1476 nt
Organism: Paracoccidioides lutzii Pb01
Exons: 2
Coding region: 1-1476 (491 amino acids)
Molecular function (GO): monoacylglycerol lipase activity
Source: RefSeq, a predicted model, not a curated record